This is a messenger RNA of Nicotiana tabacum (common tobacco), 890 nucleotides long. RefSeq names its product photosynthetic NDH subunit of lumenal location 1, chloroplastic. Lineage: Eukaryota; Viridiplantae; Streptophyta; Magnoliopsida; Solanales; Solanaceae. Gene Ontology annotation, biological process: photosynthesis. The record is from RefSeq and is a predicted model, not a curated record. Gene Ontology annotation, cellular component: photosystem II; photosystem II oxygen evolving complex; extrinsic component of membrane. Gene Ontology annotation, molecular function: calcium ion binding.
ACUUUAUGAGAAGGAAAAAAAAAAUCUGCAAAAAUGGCAGCUACUUCACUCUCAGUGAGUCUUCCCUCGGCAGCGAUAACUAAUAGGGCCAGUGCUGAAGCGAACACUCUGAAUAGGCAUGCGAACAUUAUCGCAUGCUCAGCAUCAGAAAACACAUUUUCUCAUCAAGAGAGAAGUGGGAUGAGGAGGGCAUUUUUAUUGGGAGUAGGAGCUCUUUUAUUACCCACGAGUCCCCUUCUGGCUCAAGGAAAACCAGAAAACUAUGAAAUCUUUGUUGACAAACAAGAUGGAUAUUCAUAUUACUAUCCAUCAGAUUGGAGGGAAUUUGAUUUCAGAGGUCACGAUUCUGCAUUUAAGGACAGAUAUCUACAACUGCAAAAUGUCCGACUAAGUUUUAUACCAUCUGAUAAAUCAGAUAUCCAUGAUUUAGGGCCAAUAGAAGAGGUUGUGGCCAACCUGGUAAAACAUGUUUACUCUGCACCAAAUCAGGUGGCAAACAUAAUGGAAAUGAGGGAGAGAAGUACGGAUGGUAAAAAUUAUUGCACCUUUGAAUAUGUAUUGACAUCUCCAAAUUUUUCUCGGGCAGCAUUCGCUACCAUAGCAAUUGGAAAUGGGAGAUACUACACACUAAUCGUGGGAGCAAAUGAAAGGCGAUGGAGAAAAUUCCGUAACAAACUUAAAGUGGUGGCUGACUCUUUUCAGGUGCUGGACAUGAUCUAGAAUUGCUCUCAACCUGUAUCUGAGGCAGGCAAUCAUAUAGUGUCAUGGAUUCUAUAUAUCCUCUUGCAAUGAAUACAUCAUUCAAUGUCUGGGCAAAGGCAAUUCAAUGAAAUUACAAAAAUGUUUCCCAAACCAAGUAACCAAAUAUUACAAUGUAUGUGUUUCAAUUA